CUCGUUCCUCCUCCUCAAGACCCUUCAAAACAUUCUGAAGUAACUAUGGCCCGGGGACCAAAAAAGCAUUUGAAGCGUCUUUCAGCACCCUCAUCAUGGAUGUUGGACAAGCUCAGUGGGACUUAUGCUCCCCGUCCUUCGCCUGGUCCCCACAGGCUUCGCGAAUCCCUUCCUCUUACCGUCUUCCUCCGCAACCGUCUAAAGUAUGCUCUGACCGGUCGUGAAGUUACUGCUAUCGUCAUGCAGCGUCUCAUCAAAAUUGACGGAAAAGUGCGUACCGAUGCCACCUACCCUGCUGGAUUCCAGGAUGUCAUUUCCAUUGAGAAGUCUGGCGAGUACUUCCGUCUGCUCUACGACGUCAAGGGCCGUUUCACGAUUCAUCGCAUCACCCCCGAGGAGGCCAGCUACAAGCUCCUCAAGGUUCGCAAGGUUGCUUUCGGUGCCCGUGGUAUCCCUCAUGUCGUCACCCACGACGGCCGAACUAUCAGGUAUCCCGAUCCCCACAUCAAGGUCAACGACACCAUCAAGUUCGACCUUGAGCAGAACAAAAUCGUUGACUUUGUCAAGUUUGACACCGGCAACAUUGUUAUGGUGACGGGUGGUCGUAACAUGGGUCGCGUUGGUGUUAUCGUGCACAGAGAGAAGCACGUUGGAGGAUUUGAUAUUGUCCACGUCAAAGAUUCCUUGGACCGAACAUUCGCUACCCGGGUGUCUAACAUUUUCGUCAUCGGUGAGAGCACCAAGCCCUGGAUAUCACUGCCUAAGGGUAAGGGUGUCAAGCUCACUAUAUCUGAGGAGCGUGACGUCAGGCGAAAACGGGCUGCUGAGUAAAUGUUCCCCAUGUGCUAUGUUGUGUCUAUAUGACCUCCUACUUUCGCAUCCAAUUUAUGUCAUGCAACCCAUGGUCAGUAUCCCAGAUGUUGCGACUUUGUAAGACAGGCAAAACCAAUAUACGAUAUUUUACCAGUAAUCGGGCUGCCGAUAUUCCACCACGUAAUCUUUACCUUUCUUCUUCCUUUCUGCUUCCCACUUCUGCACCCAUUUUGUCAUUUUCUGCCGCGAAUUCUCACUGCCUAUAUUAACAGUGGCUAUCAUUUUGGUCCAUUGAAAUGACAUGGCAAAACAUGUCAACUCAGAGAAGCUGGAAUGCUCUGAGUAUGGGACCAUAUAUAGCUGUAAUGUACUGGU
Guyanagaster necrorhizus is the source of this 1188-nucleotide messenger RNA. Its product is annotated as ribosomal protein S4e. The transcript is spliced from 5 exons. NCBI's taxonomy places the organism in Eukaryota, Fungi, Basidiomycota, Agaricomycetes, Agaricales, Physalacriaceae. Gene Ontology annotation, biological process: translation. Gene Ontology annotation, molecular function: RNA binding; structural constituent of ribosome. The record is from RefSeq and is a predicted model, not a curated record. Gene Ontology annotation, cellular component: cytosolic small ribosomal subunit; ribosome. The coding region runs from base 46 to 831 and encodes 261 amino acids.